Lutzomyia longipalpis is the source of this 915-nucleotide messenger RNA. RefSeq names its product mitochondrial inner membrane protease ATP23 homolog. Gene Ontology annotation, molecular function: metalloendopeptidase activity. Lineage: Eukaryota; Metazoa; Arthropoda; Insecta; Diptera; Psychodidae. The record is from RefSeq and is a predicted model, not a curated record. Gene Ontology annotation, cellular component: extrinsic component of mitochondrial inner membrane. Bases 99 to 890 code for a protein of 263 amino acids. Gene Ontology annotation, biological process: mitochondrial proton-transporting ATP synthase complex assembly; mitochondrial protein processing. The transcript has 3 exons.
ACCAACAGCGCCAUAUAAUUUCCAGCGGCAAAAAUCUUCCGAUAAAAAAGUGAUCAAAUAAAAAAAAUUGUAUAAUAAAAUCGUGAAUUGCAUAGGAAAUGGUUAAUUCUGAUGAUAAAAAGACAAAAGGAUUUGCAGCAGAUGCAAAGGUAGAUGAGCAAUCUGCAAAAUCAAAGGUAGACACAGAUUUAUCCAAGUGGGGUUAUGAUUUGUAUCCGGAGAGGAAAGGUGAAAAGUACAAAACAUCAUGGACAAAGGUAAUUUCUGGAGUUGAAGGACGCGAAAAUAUCGACAAGGUCAAGUGCGAAAGGAAUGUUUUCAAAUGCGUCAAGAAUAGCCCCCUUGUGAAGCUGAUGAUGGGAGCUCUCAAGAGUUCGGGAUGCCCAAUUGAUAUUCGCCGGCACUUUUCAUGCGAAGUAUGCGACCCCUCCGUUACGGGUGGCUACGAUCCGGUCCUCAAUCAGAUUGUCAUCUGCCAGAAUUCCUCCCGGAAUGAGGGAAUGAUUCAGGGAGUCCUAACGCACGAGCUAAUCCACAUGUUUGACUUUUGCCGCAACGAAUUGGAUUUCCAGAACAUUGAUCAUCUGGCCUGUACGGAAAUUAGAGCUGCAAAUCUUGCUCAUUGUUCCUUCCUUAGUGCCUGGACCCAAGGCGAUGCAUCCCCAUUAAAUAUUAAAACAACUCAUCAAGAUUGUGUUAAAAGCAAAGCUCUUGCAUCUGUGCUCGCGGUGAGGAAUGUAUCAAAGGACGAGGCAAUUGAGGCCAUUGAGAGAGUCUUCCCCAAAUGCUAUGCAGAUUUGGAGCCCAUCGGGAGGCGCAUCCGGAGAAAUUCACGAGACAUGCACAAUGCAUUCAUUGAGGGUCCAAUGUAUGGCUAUGAUGUGUAUUAAGUACCAAAAGCGACUUUAGUUAAUU